Molecule: messenger RNA, 854 nt
Organism: Aspergillus steynii IBT 23096
Lineage: Eukaryota; Fungi; Ascomycota; Eurotiomycetes; Eurotiales; Aspergillaceae
Product: WSC domain-containing protein
Exons: 2
Coding region: 110-799 (229 amino acids)
Cellular component (GO): plasma membrane
Source: RefSeq, a predicted model, not a curated record
CUUUUGUCGCUCUUUAUUUUUUUUUCGAAACUUGAAACGCUUCCUCGAGGAUCUUUUCUUCUCUUCCACACACACACACACACACUCCUUUGCAUAUCGAUUUUCCAAGAUGUCGCGGAAAAUCCUCAGCAUAGGCCUGCUCUCGUUCCUGGCCUUCUCGCCCUCAAUCGUUUCGGCUCUUCAACAUGACUGCUACAGCAACAUUGGCGACUUGAAACAAGUCAUGACCUCUACAUAUCAAUCGACCGGCAUGUGUGAAACCUUCUGCAACAGAUCAGACUACAGCGUGUACGGCUUGAAAGGCGACCGGUGCUGGUGUGGUGACAAACUACCUCCACUCAGCGCGAAGGUCUCUACGAAGGAAUGCAAUACGGCAUGCCCAGGAUAUCCCAGCGACAAGUGCGGAGGCGAUGGCGUCUGGACCAUCAUAAGCGACUCAUCCACCCACCCCGAACACUCCGAAGCGCAAUCGUCUUCAUCCGAACCCAAGUCCUCGACCAAGAACUACCCGAUGGGCACCUUGAGCGUCAACCCGACCGUCGUGCAAACCGGCGCCGCCUCCCAGACCAGCAUCCCCAGCAACAUCCUGACCGCGCCAACCAUGGAUCCCAAGAACGAGAUGGCCGAGGCGUCCGCGCUCGCGGCGACGCAGGCAUCGUCGUCGUCGUCUUCGUCCGCUUCGUCUAGCGCCGACCCCGAGAGUUCGUCUAACGUGGCUGUUGUUCCCGCUAGCCCGGCUUCUGUUGGGUCGCUUGUGGGGGCCAUCCUGCUACCAUUGGUGCUGGGGUCUGCCUUUUAAUUUAAUUGGGGAUCCUCUUUGGCCCGGUAGUUGGGUUUUUUUAUUUUUUUUUAUU